This is a messenger RNA of Closterium sp. NIES-65, 255 nucleotides long. The record is from the annotation of a GenBank genome assembly. NCBI's taxonomy places the organism in Eukaryota, Viridiplantae, Streptophyta, Zygnematophyceae, Desmidiales, Closteriaceae.
AUGGAGGAGUAUUGUGGUGAGAUGGAGGAGUAUUGUGGUGAGAUGGAGGAGUAUUGUGGUGAGAUGGAGGAGUAUUGUGGUGAGAUGGAGGAGUAUUGUGGUGAGAUGGAGGAGUAUUGUGGUGAGAUGGAGGAGUAUUGUGGUGAGAUGGAGGAGUAUUGUGGUGAGAUGGAGGAGUAUUGUGGUGAGAUGGAGGAGUAUUGUGGUGAGAUGGAGGAGUAUUGUGGUGUUUCGAGGAGACCUCCCUCUGCCUGA